UCAUAAGAAACAAUGAAUUGCCUUAUAAUUAUUUUGAAUUAAUUAUUUCUUCCCGUAACAAGUUUAACAAUAAUACCUGGGUUAUAUUCGAUGAUUUCCGACAAACUAGUUUUGAAUACCCUUUUUAAAUUUCCCGUUACACCUUGAAUCUGUUUCAAGGUGGAGUUGGACGACCUUUGUAAUGUAACUUAAACACGAAGCUUAGGUCAAUUUUUUUUAUUAAGUUUGAAGCUAAAUGACACUAUUAUCAUUGCCAAUUAAGACGUGCCAUCUUAAAAACCUGUUUCGCUGACCAAUUAUGUUUACAACUGGUGUUUAGCUUUUACAUAUCCUCUUCAUAUGUAUUUCGUUGAAUAAAGUUACAAACAGGUUUAUUUAAAGAGAAUAUAGCAUCAAGCGAAUAACACCAAGCCAGUCGACCGGGUGAUUUACUAAGGACGCGUCGCAGUUCUAGACUUUACAAUGAUUAAAUAUAAAGUAUUUUUUUUUCUUACAAUUGUGCUUACGUGUAGCGGACAAUUGCGACUUCUCGGUGAUAUCCUCUCGACCACUCAUGAGAAAAUACAUUCUACAGCUCAUGAUCUAGCUGGUUCAUUACUGGGGGGACUGUCCCAUGGCAUUAAACUCAACAUAGAAGGCCAUGUUGGCGCUCAUGAACAACGACGACCCGAUCCAGGAUUCCAUCAGAAGCCUCAUCAAAAUGGAUACAAUCCAGGUCCACCAGGUUCUCAGAACGUUGAUAAAGUAAUUGUUAUUAUUAAAGAAGAAGAUAAUUAUAAUAGAAGACCUGAACAACCAAAUAGGCCUCCAUUUAAUGGCUAUCCACCAAAUAACCAGCGCCCAAAUUAUGAUAAUUCCUAUGGACAGGGGAAUUACAAUAACGGACAAUCAAAUUAUGAUAAUUCAAAUGGACAGGGGAAUUACAAUAACGGACAAUCAAAUUCUGAUAAUUCCUAUGGACAGGGGCAUUACAAUAACGGACAAUCAAAUUCUGGUACUUCAAAUGGACAGGGGAAUUACAAUAACGGACAAUCAAAUUCUGAUAAUUCCUAUGGACAGGGGCAUUACAAUAACGGACAAUCAAAUUCUGGUACUUCAAAUGGACAGGGGCAUUACAAUAACGGACAAUCAAAUUAUGGAAACCCAAAUAACCAAGGAAAUAAUAAUCAAGGUCACUAUGGACGGCCAAACGGUAAUAAUUACAACCAAAAUAAUAACGAGCGACCCAAUAAUAACCCUAACAAUAAUUUUGGCAAUCAAAAUCACUACGGAACAAGUAAUACACCAGAAAAGGUCACCACAAAACAACCUUAUGACCCGCCGGUUGAAACUACAACAAAAAAACUAGAUAAUGAUGAACCAUUCUUCGUCCCACUAAGUCCGGAUGAGUACAACUAUGGCGGACAGAAAAUUAACAUCACAGAACCAAAGCGAGAAAUAGAUAAAGACAAACAAAAACAAAUUGAAGACGGCGUGGGGAACCUUGAUAUAAGAUUUAAAGAUGAUUAGGCGUAAGUGUUUGUGUUUUAUGCGAAGAUUUUGCUUAUAUUUAUGAUAAUAAAAAUAUGUUUUAUCGUA
Molecule: messenger RNA, 1578 nt
Organism: Pieris napi
Lineage: Eukaryota; Metazoa; Arthropoda; Insecta; Lepidoptera; Pieridae
Product: probable serine/threonine-protein kinase clkA
Exons: 2
Coding region: 463-1509 (348 amino acids)
Biological process (GO): carbohydrate metabolic process
Molecular function (GO): hydrolase activity, hydrolyzing O-glycosyl compounds
Source: RefSeq, a predicted model, not a curated record